Lycium ferocissimum is the source of this 1239-nucleotide messenger RNA. RefSeq names its product probable protein phosphatase 2C 39. Gene Ontology annotation, molecular function: protein serine/threonine phosphatase activity. Gene Ontology annotation, cellular component: cytosol; nucleus. The transcript is spliced from 5 exons. Gene Ontology annotation, biological process: protein dephosphorylation. Bases 267 to 1031 code for a protein of 254 amino acids. The record is from RefSeq and is a predicted model, not a curated record. NCBI's taxonomy places the organism in Eukaryota, Viridiplantae, Streptophyta, Magnoliopsida, Solanales, Solanaceae.
AACCUUGUCAUCCUUUUUGCCCUCUACACUUGUCACUUUCCUUUUUUAAUCUUCUUCUAUACUUUUUGUCUUCAUUUGUUUUUCUUUCUCCUCUUACGUAUUCCACCUUUUCAACUCCAUUGCUAUAAUACUAUACGUAUUUAUUCAGCGUAAUUUUGCACCAUGACUGGCAGCAAAGACAUCAUGCACAAAAUUAAGGUACUUUUAUCUAAUUUAAGGAAAAGGUCGGUUUAAGUUCAUCUGAUAGCGGAAGAGGAAAGAGCAAAAUGUCAAAGCACAUAACCCAUGGGUAUCACAUGGUUGAGGGAAAAUCGCAUCACGCCAUGGAAGACUAUGUUUUUGCACAGUUUAAGCAAGUUGACGAUAACGAGCUUGGACUAUUUGCAAUAUUUGAUGGCCAUUUAAGCCAUGAGAUUCCUGAUUACCUCCGAUCUCACCUGUUUAACAAUAUUUUGAAUGAGCCUAACUUCUGGGCUGAACCGGCGUCUGCAAUCAGGAGAGCAUACCGCAUAACAGAUACAACUAUCUUGGAUAAGGCUGCUGAUUUGGGUAAAGGAGGGUCCACUGCGGUUACAGCCAUAUUGAUUAAUGGUCAGAAACUAGUUGUAGCUAAUGUCGGAGAUUCUCGUGCUGUCAUUUACAAGAAUGGAGUAGCCAAGCAGCUGUCCAUUGACCAUGAUGCUGACAGAGAAAGGAAGAUCAUUGAGGAUAGAGGUGGUUUUGUGACCAAUUUUCCAGGUGAUGUUCCCCGGGUUGAUGGGCAGUUAGCAGUAGCAAGAGCAUUUGGUGACAAGAGCUUGAAAGUACAUCUUAGUUCGGAGCCAGAUGUGGUGGUAGAGCUCAUAGAUGAUAAUACGGAGUUUCUCAUCUUGGCCAGUGAUGGCGUAUGGAAGGUACUGUCAAAUGAGGAAGCUGCGGAGUGCAUAAAGAAUAUCAAGGAUGCAAGGUCAGCUGCAAAGCACCUCAUUGAACAAGCCCUUGCAAACGGAAGUACCGAUGAUAUAUCCUGUAUAGUUGUAAGAUUCCAGUAAGUUUAGCUUGUGUGGACUCUUGGGAAAUGAAGAAACCUGCGCAACUUAAAACUUGGAUUGCUGAAAACCAAGUAGAUGUCUGCGACAUAGAGUUUGUUUAAAAUGUAGUUCUUGCUUUUGUCAAUGGUUAUGUUACUAAAUACACAUUUAUGUUCCACCAUCUAGGUCUGUUUGCAAACUGCAAAUAAAAGGAAUGUUGUUGCUACAA